AUUCAAAACAAGCAGACGACUCGUCAAACCGUCAGAGCAGUUUUGAGUUUUCUUUAUUUUUUUUUCCUACAACAAUAGUUCAAAAUUUCUACUCAGUUUCGGUUCGACCGUAGCUUCUACAUCUUUGCGGACUCUACAAAAGUUUAACAUAUUUGCUUUCAUUGGUAAAACAUUACGAUGGAAUUAUCCAACAAUUAUGAGGAACUAACUUUCUUUCAACGUUACGAUGAGAAUGUACUGAGUGAAUUCAUCGAAAUUGCCUACGAGUAUUUAGUAAAUAAAAACAAACAUAAAUCAUACUCAAAUGCUGCAUUGAAGUUGAAUGUUGAAUGUUUUGCAAUUGAAAAAUUGAUUGGAAAGUUAUCAGAGCUUCUAUUGGAGAGUGCUAAGCUUACAAUUACUGAAGCAGAAUUUGUGAGCAAUUUGCAACCUAUUCUGUUUGAUAAAGUGCAUUUGUUAUGGAAACAAGUUUGUUUGAAGAGAAAUUUGCUUAAAGAAAUGCUGACAAAAACCGAAAUUAAUUAUGCUCAUUUCUCAUCUUUGAACUGGAGACUUGAAAACACUAUUGCAUCAAAAUCACUGGAGUCUUGUGAAAACACAAAUUUUUUAAUGGAGAUUCAGUUGAAAAACAGAGACGAUAAAGAACAACGUCAUUUUAUUACCGACAUUCCUAACAUCUUUCAUUUUACUAAUGUACUGGAGAGUGCCUUGAAUGAAACAAAAACUAGUCACAUUCGCAGAGGUCCAACAUCUAACUGAUCGACAAAAAUUUUGUUUGCGUGUUUCAAGAAAUGUAUUGAUUUGAAGGAGAUUGCAUGUUUAAUUUAAAGAAAUUGAAUAACAUUCCUGUUUGUUUCUACA
Messenger RNA from Daphnia pulex (common water flea), 861 nucleotides. RefSeq lists its product as uncharacterized. The transcript has 4 exons. The coding region runs from base 178 to 759 and encodes 193 amino acids. NCBI's taxonomy places the organism in Eukaryota, Metazoa, Arthropoda, Branchiopoda, Diplostraca, Daphniidae. The record is from RefSeq and is a predicted model, not a curated record.